AUGAAAGAAGAGAAAACCAAUCCGCAACAAACCCGCCAAAAAUCAGCCACUAGCAGGUCAAAAAAACGAUCUACCAAGUCUAAAAGCCAGCCGCGCAGCGCCGCUCAGGAGCUUAGUCAACUUAAAAAGGAACUUAAAGCGCUCCGCGCCAGUUUAACUAACUUAGAAAGUCAAAACUUAGUUUUAAAACUGGAGAACCAAAAAAACAUCGCUGAUUUUCAAGCUAAAGCGAAAAGUUUUCAAACUAAGGCUCAAGCUGAAAUCGAAAAGGUUAAGCAGAAUCUGAACCAGCAAAUUGAGCACGAAAAAGGGCAAAUUCGCCGCUACGGCGCGCAGUCGCUAGUUGAAAAAAUUAUCGGACCAAUCGUCAACAUUGAACAAGCGCUCCAAGUCGGUUCGCAGCAAAAAGACCCGGCUGUCCGGGCUUACUUAACUGGUUUUAAAAUGCUUUUUGACCAGCUCAGCGAAGGUUUGAGUCAAGCUGGGCUAAUCAAAAUUAACCCCCGCGUGGGCGAUGAGUUUGACCCAGAAAUUCACCACGCUCUUUCAACCGAAAAAAAAUCUCACCACGCCAAUAAAAUCACCGUCGUUAAACAAGUCGGUUACAAACUUCACGACCGGGUAAUCAAGCCGGCCUUAGUCGUGGUCGGCAGUUAG
Molecule: messenger RNA, 657 nt
Organism: Centruroides sculpturatus (bark scorpion)
Lineage: Eukaryota; Metazoa; Arthropoda; Arachnida; Scorpiones; Buthidae
Product: protein GrpE-like
Exons: 1
Coding region: 1-657 (218 amino acids)
Biological process (GO): protein folding
Molecular function (GO): adenyl-nucleotide exchange factor activity; protein-folding chaperone binding; protein homodimerization activity
Source: RefSeq, a predicted model, not a curated record